CGCGUAAGCGUAAAUGAUCGGGCAGCGAUUACCUUUGCGCUAUAACCACCUGUGCUUGUUGUCUUUGUCACAACAAUGGUCGCUGCUACCUUCCCCAAUACGUUUGACAGCAAGGACAGAACAACAGCUCGUACCAGGCGUUCAAAAAUCUUCCAGCCUUUUCGAGCGAUAGGAUACGUGACAGCGGACGUACCUAUAUGCGUGCAGGUUCGGGGACAAGCGCAUGCUAUUACCACUUCUGUGGGGAAUGCAUUUCAUAUCUAUGAUGGCGAGAAGCUGAGUCUACUAUUUACUGGUCCUCAAAGCGCGGAGCCCGUCUCGGCUGUGGCCGUUUUCAAAGAUCGAGUAUUUGCGGCUACGGGAUCACACAUAUCCGUGGCGGAGCGGGGAAAGGAGGUUGCAAGAUAUGUGUCCGAUUCAGAUGCAGCAAUCUUCUCCCUCGUCGUCUUUGGCAACCUGUUGCUGGCACUUUGUAAGGACAAUGUGGUCAGAAUAUGGGAUCAUACGAUCGGAGAAUUGUACAAUGAGCUUACUUUUCCAGAAUCAUUUCGAGUAACGUGCGCUAUGCACCCGAGCACGUAUUUGAAUAAAAUCCUUUUUGGGAGCCAGCAGGGAUCUAUGCAGUUAUGGAACCUUCGGACGCUUCGACUCUUGUAUGAGUUUCCAUCUCUUGGCUCACCCAUAACAUUCCUCACACAAGCGCCGUCUGUGGAUGUGGUCGCUAUUGGUCUUAUGGACGGAUCUAUAAUCUUACAUAACAUUAGAGUUGACGUAAAAGUCAUGCGAUUGAUGCAGGAAGGAAAAGUCACCGCCAUCUCCUUUCGAACAGAUGAGAAACCACAUAUGGCUACCGCUAGCAUAUCUGGCGAUAUUGCUAUUUGGGAUCUCGAUAAACAGCAGUUGAUACAUAUUGCGAAGGGAGCACAUGAAGGGCCAAUUCACAGUCUGUACUAUUACGCUGGCCAACCGAUAUUGAUAACAGCUGGAGCAGAUAACGCCAUCAAGCAAUGGAUCUUCGAUAGCGCGGAAGGAAAUCCACGUCUAUUACGAUCACGCGGAGGGCACCACGAACCACCCAGUCGCAUCAGAUACCACCCGUUUGACCACUCGUCUAUCAUUAGUGCCGGUAACGAUCAAGCGUUGCGGCUAUUUUCUGUUACGCGAGACUCCAAUAGUUUGGAGAUAUCCUUACGGGAUCAAAAGGCGAAGGGGCAUCUGGACGAUGCACGCAUCCCAGCGGUUACGCAGUUUGAUGCAUCGGAAGGGAUAGAAUCAAAAUCGGUCAACAUCAUCACAGCACAUGUCAAGGACUACCAAGCACGAACAUGCUCUUUUGGAGGGAAACCAAUAACAAAAAGAACGUACACGUCCACUGACAACUCCUUGAUCAAAUCUGUCGCAGUCAGCGCGUGCGGAAACUUUGGAUUCGUAGGUUCAACAUUGGGCAGAGUAGAUCGAUACAACCUUCAGUCUGGCCUCCUUCGAAAGACUUAUUCGAAUCAGCAUGGCGGGCACACAAAAGCAGUCGUUGGAAUCGUGUCAGACAGAGUGAACCGGAUUGUGGUCACUGCAUCGCUCGAUUGUACACUCAAGUUUUGGUCAUUCCAAUCAGGUGCCUUGCUGCAGACUAUAUCCUUGCCAGCACCCGUAGGCUCUAUUGUGCUAGACCGGGAAAGCGGGUUGCUUGCUGCUUCAUCGGAUGACUUCAUUCUUCGCGUUGUGGAUAUACAAACCAUGAGAAUUGUUCGAGAGUUUAGUGGGCAUCGCAGUCACAUAACGGACAUGUGCUUCAGCCCCGACGGCCGAUUAUUAGUAUCCUCUUCAGUAGAUGCAACUAUACGCACAUGGGAUCUGCCUACAGGAUACAUGGUAGACCUGUUUCGAGUGAACAGCGUGCCUAGAAGUUUGUCUUUUUCCCCAACCGGAGACUUCUUGGCCACCGCGCAUGCGGAUCACAUUGGAAUUUUCCUUUGGGUAAAUCGGAUGCAAUUUGUGAAUGUCCCGUUCCGAAACCUGUCUGAUGAGGAUUUGGUGGAGCUGGAGCUACCCAAGAUGGCCAAUGACGAGACUGAUGUUCAGGAGGGAGACGCAGAAGUGCCGACAGAGACCCGGGAGAACGAAUUGCCACCUGGCGAGGUGGUUGAUGAUUCACUGAUCAUGUUAUCUGGACUUCCAAAGAUUCGAUGGCAAAAUCUGCUCAGUUUGGAGGCCAUAAAGAAACGAAAUAAACCAGUAGAAGCCCCAAAAACUGAACGGGCUCCGUUCUUUCUUCCAUCACUUCGUGAGAUGGAACAGACAUUCGGAGCAACAGCUUCGGAAAACAAAGCCGAUGGACAGAGUUCCCGCAUUAUUCGGCUACCGGGGGCGGAUGUGGAACCCGAGUUUGUGCGAUUACUCCGUGAAGGGAGCAUGGAGAAUGAUUAUUCGGCCGUGAUGACCCACAUUCAAACCCUAUCCCCAUCCGCACUUGACCUAACCCUCCGCACCAUGGCCUUCUCCACAUCCACCGAUAACAAUGAAGUUCUUUCACUGUUUCUAGACGCCCUGGCAUGGCAAUUGGAAAAACGAAGAGAUUUUGAAGCAGUCGAAUAUUGCUUAAAUGCACUAUUGAAAAUACAUUCCGACAGUUUGAUGGAACCAGGAGUGCAGGAGCGGAUUCAAAUUUUGGUCAAGAGACAUGCGGAGGCUUGGGAGGUUUUGGAGAAGAUGUUCCAAUAUGGGUUGUGUCUAUUGGAUUUCAUUAGAUUGUAAGAGAAUUUUUUUGGCAUAGUUGGUGUACAUAGGCUCAUAGGCGAAACAAAAUUGAUUAAUAUAAUGCAAGAGUAACUUUCUGUGGCCAUA
This is a messenger RNA of Spizellomyces punctatus DAOM BR117, 2841 nucleotides long. RefSeq names its product rRNA-processing protein UTP21. The transcript is spliced from 16 exons. The record is from RefSeq and is a predicted model, not a curated record. NCBI's taxonomy places the organism in Eukaryota, Fungi, Chytridiomycota, Chytridiomycetes, Spizellomycetales, Spizellomycetaceae. Gene Ontology annotation, biological process: rRNA processing. The coding region runs from base 76 to 2751 and encodes 891 amino acids. Gene Ontology annotation, cellular component: Pwp2p-containing subcomplex of 90S preribosome; small-subunit processome. Gene Ontology annotation, molecular function: protein binding.